Molecule: messenger RNA, 863 nt
Organism: Lindgomyces ingoldianus
Lineage: Eukaryota; Fungi; Ascomycota; Dothideomycetes; Pleosporales; Lindgomycetaceae
Exons: 4
Coding region: 86-502 (138 amino acids)
Source: RefSeq, a predicted model, not a curated record
CACGCCUCUUCUUCCCAACUCACUCUCCUUAACCAGUGUCUCCCUUCGGUUCUGCAGACAACAGUCGUCGGUGUUCAACUUCAUCAUGUCUUCGUUCAUCGCUAUCCCUAAGCGUAAGAAGAAGCAGGGUGAGAGCUCCGCUGCCACGCCGAGCCCGUCAAGCUCCUCGUCGUUUGCGUAUGGCAGUUUCGCGAGCAGUGCUGGGAGCCCGAAUGCUUCAUCCGUAGCACCAUCCCCGCUGUCGAGGCCGGCAUAUGAUCGGAGGCCGUCGUUAAUGUCUCCCGCGUUUACUAAAGCCGAGCAUACCGUGAUAAAUGUCGGAAACUCCGAGUGCCCGAGGCUGAUAACAUGUGUCAAGGCAUCUCAAGGCUUUGAUUGGAAUCAGGAGAUCUUCCUGCCGAGCUAUGCCGACUACCACUUCGACGACCUUGAACGCAAGCAAGACCCCGUCCAGGACAUCCACGUCAGCGACGAGGAAAUCGCGAACAUGUUCCCAUCAUAGGUGGUCGCAUAUGUGGUACACGGCUAAGCAUACUGAGUGGGGCGUAUAUGGGAUUUAUCUGUGUUAGAUGGCACUGGGUAUGGGGCGGCAAGCUUAACAGCGUUCAUAUUGUUGCAUUCACUGGUGUUACUUCUCAUUCGGUCGCUUCUUCACAUACUUGCUAUUUAUGGUGUUUUGGGGGGAUUUAAUCGUCAUCGGACAUAACAUGAUUUGUUGUCAUGGAAUGGGUGGGAGCGACGGGGCGUUUUAGGAGAACUUUGGUCCACUGUUCGCUUUAUUCUGGGAUAGAUGGGGGUUCGGUGUCGGUACCCAUAUACCUUUGACUGAUUUAGCACACCAAUAUAUAUCCACUCUCACUGCG